AUGCGUAUCAAAAACAUUGCUUGUUUGUUGCUCCUGCAACUGGUCGGGGGAGUCCUGGCCGCCGGCACAGUGGAGUACAACAAUCAUGCCGAUGGCUCUUACAGCUGGUCGAGCGUGAAACCAGGUGUAUUCAAGCCUGAAGACAGCGCCUUUGAUGCGGACGUCAACAAGGAAUACCAACACAUGAAGGCUGAUGCCAAAGUUAAGGGCCUGACUGACGCGCAGACACCCAGUGCCAUGUCAGGGGCCUGGUAUCCACACGAACAGGACAAGAAUGCCGUUGGAAGACAGAAAGGUGACCUUGUUUACCACUCCAGCAUCAAGGGUACACCCGGUCACACCACCAGCCAAGCAACGGAAAGCUAUAUGGAUACUUGUGGAAAGGGCCCUCAUAAAAACAAGGGCAACUGUGCCGAGAUUGGUAACAUUGCCCUCGCCAAGAACCCAGCCAGCGGAGUCAAAGGCAAUACGAAUCCGGAAAAGGCCACAUGGGCGAUUGCAGGCACAGACCCAAAGACUGGCAAUCCCAUCAAGAAGCCUUGCAAAAAGGACCCAGUGACUGGAGAGUCGGGCUGUUCCUCCCAUAUCGGCGGUGCAAACUGUGUAACCAAGAGAGAUGGAUCGCAAGUCUGUCUGCUCCCACAGAAAUCCAGCAAGGACCAGAAGAAAUCCACUCCCGACACUAAGGCAAAGGCUGCCAACAGCAAGAAGACUCCUACCAAGGUUGACAAAAAGGUUGGCGCCAAGAAGACCCCUGCUGCGGGUAAGAAGGCUGGCGCAGCCAACAAAAAGGUAGCCGCUCAGAAGGGUGCCAACAAGAAGAACACCGCUGCCAAGAAGAGUGCCGUUGCUAAGAAGGGUGCUGCUGGCAAGAAGAGUGCCGUUGCUAAGAAGGGUGCUGCUAGCAAGAAGGGUGCUAUCGCCAAGAAGGGAGCCAGCAAGAAGGGUGCUGCCGCUAAGAAGGGUGCCAGCAAGAAGAACACUGCUGCCAAGAAGAGUGCCGUUGCUAAGAAGGGUGCUGCUGGCAAGAAGGGUGCUAUCGCCAAGAAGGGCGCUACUAAGAAGGGUGCUGCCGCUAAGAAGGGUGCCAGCAAGAAGAACACUGCUGCCAAGAAGGGUGCCAGCAAGAAGAACACUGCUGCCAAGAAGAGUGCCGUUGCUAAGAAGGGUGCUGCUAGCAAGAAGGGUGCUAUCGCCAAGAAGGGAGCAUCCAAGAAGGGAGCCAGCAAGAAGGGUGCCUCUAAGAAGGGUGCUACUCCUAAGAAGGCUGCGGCUGGUAAGAAGGCUGUUGCUGGUAAGAAGGGUGCUGCUGGCAAGAAGGGAGCCUCCAAGAAGGCUCCUGCUCCUAAGCAGGCUGGUGCUAGUAAGAAGGGUGCCACCAAGAAGCCUACUACUAAGAGUGCUACCCAGAAGAAGACCCCUACUCUCUCAAAGAAGGUAAACACUAAGAAGGCCGCUACUCCUGCUAAGAAGGCUACUCCUUCUAAGAAGGCUACUCCUGCUAAGAAGGCUACUCCUGCUAAGAAGGCCGCUCCUGCUAAGAAGGCCGCUCCUGCUAAGAAGGCCGCUCCUGCUAAGAAGGCCGCUCCUGCUAAGAAGGCUGCUCCUGCUAAGAAGGCCGCUCCUGCUAAGAAGGCUGCUCCUGCUAAGAAGGGAAAAUAG
Clonostachys solani is the source of this 1662-nucleotide messenger RNA. Lineage: Eukaryota; Fungi; Ascomycota; Sordariomycetes; Hypocreales; Bionectriaceae. The record is from the annotation of a GenBank genome assembly.